AUGAAGCAAAGAGAUAAGAUUGGUACUGUGCAACAUGACUGGAACAAAGCUGUGCUUUUGGGGAAAUUCAGAAUUACUACUUUCUACAACCUACUGAAUGAUGAUGGCCAUUGUGUUCCUUGGCAUAGCAUGAUUCAACACAAGGCUAGACCUAGAGCUAUAGUGUGUCUUUGGAUGGCUUGUCAUGGUAAAUUACCCACAAGGGAGAGGUUGAGGAGAUUUGGCAUGAUUCAAGUCAGUCACUGUGUGCUUUGUGGUAUUGAGGAGGAAUCACAUGACCACUUAUUUUUCAAAUGCAGUAAAACUGAAUCUAUUUGGAAAGAAGUUCUAAACUGGAUGGAGAUGGAUCAUAGGCCCCAAGAAUGGGCAAAGGAACUCGAGUGGUUGACCAUAGCUACCAAGAAAAAGGGAUGGAAAGCCUCCUUACUCAGCAUGGGCAUUGCUGAAACUGUUUACAACAUUUGGAGAAUGAGGAAUAGUAUAUGUUUUAAAGAUGAUGUGGAUAACACUUGUAUAUUUGAUAGGAUUAAAGAGUGCAUUGAUAGAAUUAAAGAUAGCAUUGUAUAUAGGGCUUGCCAUAGUACCAAAUUGAGACAUCAUAUUGCUAGGAUAAUGAUGUAA
Molecule: messenger RNA, 621 nt
Organism: Vicia villosa (hairy vetch)
Lineage: Eukaryota; Viridiplantae; Streptophyta; Magnoliopsida; Fabales; Fabaceae
Exons: 1
Coding region: 1-621 (206 amino acids)
Source: RefSeq, a predicted model, not a curated record